Molecule: messenger RNA, 2486 nt
Organism: Fukomys damarensis (Damara mole-rat)
Lineage: Eukaryota; Metazoa; Chordata; Mammalia; Rodentia; Bathyergidae
Gene: Klf10
Product: Kruppel like factor 10
Exons: 4
Coding region: 134-1612 (492 amino acids)
Biological process (GO): regulation of transcription by RNA polymerase II
Molecular function (GO): RNA polymerase II cis-regulatory region sequence-specific DNA binding; DNA-binding transcription factor activity, RNA polymerase II-specific
Source: RefSeq, a predicted model, not a curated record
CGUGCUGCCCGGGCGGCUUACGUAAAGCUCGGUUAUGCAAUUGCAUUGUUAGUGAUUGCUCCGGGAGCCGGACUCUACACUCACCGGGAACGUGUAUUUUUUAAAACGAGCGUUGAGAGUAUAUUGCUUUGUGAUGUUUCUCGAUAUUUUUAUACAGUCUCUGCUUUGGCCAAAAUAUUUUUUUUUAACGUGCACUUCAGAGAACUGUAAACGCAAGGAGGAACGAACGGAAAUGAUUUCUGCAAAGUCCAAAGACAGUGUGUACUUCUGGAAUAAAACUGCAGAGAAAGGCGACUAUGAGGCUGUGGAAGCUCUCAUGACCAUGAGCUGCAGUUGGAAGUCUGAUUUUAAGAAAUACCUAGAGAACAGACCCGUCACACCAGCGUCAGACACAUCAGAGGAGGAGGGCCUGCGGCCUGGGACCCCCGACUUCCACGCCGUCCCCACCUUUUGUCUGACACCACCCUACAGCCCCUCUGACUUUGAAUCCCCUCAUGUGUCGACUCUCAUGGCACCUGACCUACCUGCUGGACAUUUUGGGCCACUGUCAGACCUUGCCAAACUCUACCCCGCUGCACCUUUCAAAGAGGAAGACAAGAGCUGGGCACCUGUGCCCAGACGCCCCAAGGCACAGGCGACAAGUGUGAUCCGGCACACAGCCGACGCCCAGCCCUGCAGGCACCGCACCUGUCCUGUGAAGGCUGCCAGCACCCUCCACUUCCAGGAUGGCUCUUUCCAGAGAAGGCCCCACCUGAGCGUCGAGGUUGCAAGGAAGAGCGUGCCCUGCGCAGCGGUGUCACCCAGCAGAGCCAAGUGCGAGCCCGGUGCGCCGGCAGAUGCCAGCGACAAGACGGGCCCCGCCCCGGUCGGCCCCGCUCCACCUUCCCCAGAUUCAGGGCUCCCCAGGCCCCUGCCAAGCCCUGCAUCCCCGCAGCACCCAGUGGUGGUCUCUCCGCCCGAGUCCUCCCUGGGGAGUGUGCCACCGCUGCCAGUCAUCUGCCAGAUGGUCCCCCUGCCCUCGCACAGCCCAGUGGUGACGACCGUGGUCCCCAGUGCCCCACCCAGCCAGCCGCCCACCGUCUGCCCACCAGUGCUGCUCAUGGGCACCCAGGUACCCAAGGGCGCCGUCAUGUUCGUGGUGCCCCAGCCGGUGGUGCAGAGCCCAAAGCCGGCGCUGAGCCCACAUGGCACCAGACUGUCCCCCAUUGCACCCGCGCCCGGGCUCGCCCCCUCAGCGGCCAAGGUCACGCCGCAGGUGGACUCUGCCAGAGUCCGGAGCCACAUCUGCAGCCACCCAGGCUGUGGCAAGACCUACUUCAAGAGCUCCCACCUGAAGGCCCACAUGCGGACACACACAGGAGAGAAGCCGUUCAGCUGCAGCUGGAAGGGAUGUGAGCGCAGGUUCGCCCGCUCCGACGAACUGUCCCGGCACCGGCGCACGCACACGGGCGAGAAGAAGUUCGCCUGUCCCAUGUGCGACCGGCGCUUCAUGCGCAGUGACCACCUGACCAAGCACGCGCGGCGCCACCUGUCGGCCAAGAAGCUGCCCAACUGGCAGAUGGAGGUGAGCAAGCUGGGCGACGUCGGCCUGCCCCCCGCACCCGCGCAGUGACCCCCGGUGCGAUGAGGUCACGGCUCGCUUUGUCCGGUCCCGCGGGAGAGGAGGAGGCUCUCCUCAGAGAGGGCACAGGGCUCCGGGAGGAAUCGGAGCGCAGUGUCGCUUCGCCUGGCUGUCCGCACUGAGGCGGCGUCUCACCGCGGUCCUCCGAGCGCUGGGCCUGGAGCGGAGGCCGCGGUGGCCCGGGUAGCUCUGACGGCGCCCUCCCACCUUGGCCGUCUCAGGAGUUAGACCUCGCGGGACGCCGUUCCCACUGCCGAUCUCGGGGUGGAGGCUGCGUUAAUUUCAUUUGCUCGGAGGUGGGGCAGUUUCUCUGCAUUAUUGUUUUGAAAGUUUAACUGCGACUGUACUUAGGCAUUUUAUUAUGCUUUCGACUUUAGUUUGCCUGCAGUUUCCUGUGUAGAUUUGAAAGUUGUAUCCCAGUGUGUUUUCUGUGGACUCACAGAUACGUUCAUUGCACUUUGUUUAGAAGAUAAAUAUGUCGUAAGAAGGGACAUCAGGAAUUUCAGGUGACCCCUUGAAGACGAUGGCUUUUGUUGUGAGCAGGCUGAUGUUCGGAGGAUGUGUGUGCUUCCUUGGGUUAGAAGGCCCUGCUGAACCUAGGUGAUCUCAGACUUGGAAGGAGGGGUAGAACGUUUUUAGAACGUUCAAUUUUGUUAGCAGUAUUUGUUUUUUUUUGUUUUGUUUUGUUUUUUGUGCAGUGGGUGAUAUACACAGUGGAGGGGGGAUAAACUGUUUAAGUACAUAGUGAAAAAUCCACUACAUUUGCACAUUUAAAAUUUUGUCUAUUUUUGGUGUAGAGAAAUUUCUGACAUCAAAACUUGGACCCUUGGAAGAAUUUUGUGUUAAUUAAAAAAAAUCCUCGUGA